AUAGAAGAUCCCCCCCAGUGGAUACCCCUAAUCCUGCCUCACCCCUUUUCAUCCCUGCCCCAUCCAUAUCUCUGGACCGCUCGCUCUUUACAGCCCCCAGCUCCAGCUUCAUCCUCGGCCCAUAUCAACUGAGCUAAGAAAAGCAAACAACAAUGUCCACCAGCGAGCGUUUUGACUGCCAUUACUGCAAAGACUCCCUGCUGGGGAAGAAGUACAUAAUGAAAGAGGACACGCAGUACUGCACUAAGUGCUAUGAGAACCUGUUUGCUAACUGCUGUGAGUGCUGCUCUCUACCAAUUGGCUGUAACUGCAAGGACUUGUCCUACAAGGAUCGCCACUGGCACGAGCAGUGUUUCAAGUGUGCAAAGUGCAGCCGCUCUCUGGUGGAAAAGGCCUUUGCUGCCAAGGAUGAUUUGUUGCUCUGCACUGAAUGCUACGCCAAUGAUUAUUCCUCCAAAUGCACCACCUGCAAGAAAACUGUCAUGCCAGGUUCCCGCAAAAUGGAAUACAAGGGGAACAGCUGGCAUGAGACCUGCUUCCUGUGCCACCGCUGCCAGCAACCAAUAGGAACUAAGUCCUUCAUCCCAAAAGACACCGGCUACUUCUGUGUGCCCUGCUUCGAGAAGCAGUUUGCCUACCAGUGCUGUGCUUGUAAGAAGGCCAUCACAACAGGUGGAGUGACAUACCAAGAAAAACCCUGGCAUCGCGAUUGUUUCUUAUGCAUCAGCUGCAGAAAGCAGCUGUCCGGUCAGCGCUUCACCUCCAGGGAAAACUACCCCUACUGUCUUGAAUGCUUCAGCAACCUGUAUGCAAAGAAGUGUGUGGGCUGCACCAAGCCCAUCACUAGUCUGGCAGGGGCCAAGUACAUCUCUUUUGAGGAGCGCCAGUGGCACAGCGAGUGUUUCACCUGCAUGCAGUGCUCCGUGUCUCUGGUGGGACGCGGCUUCCUCACCCAGCGUGACAACAUCUUGUGCACCGACUGCGGCAGGGAGAAGUGACCUUUCCAUGAAGGGGUCACAGUUACAACAAGAGCUCAUAUUCUGAUACAGAUAUUGUGCAUCCAUGAAUAUUUCUUCAUAGCAUGCCUGUUACACAAACAAACUCUUAAUGCCAAAAACGUAUUUUUGUGUUAAUGAGCAUUAAUUCUCUCACAUUGCCCACACACAAAAAAUCUGUGAUAAAAAUAAACAUAUAUCUGUAAAGUAAAGUGGAAUGUACCCCUCACAUACUUUAAUUUUUGAAAAGAAAAAAAUGAUGUUGCAAACAUAUUAGAGGUGAUAGCGAAUUUUAUUUUGAUAAUUGAUUAAUUGUUUCAGUCAUUUUUCAAGCAAAAAUCCAAAAUACUGUUGGUUACAGCUUUUUGUCUUAUAUGACAGUAAACUGAGUAUCUUUGGAUGUUUGCCUGUUGGUGAGUAUUUCCCACUAUUUUAUCUUAUGGACAAAAAGAUUUAUCAACUCAUAAAGAAAAUAAUCAUCAGUUUAAUUUAAUUGACGAUUAAUUAGCCCCGAUUGUAAUUGUAGGAAUUAUUCUAUUAUAUUUGGCGGCCGCAACAUGCUCGAAAAGUCAGGGAAAUUUGCACAAAAUUCAAACGUGGCGAAAAUUCACAUAUGCAAUUGUACCCGUGCCCGGGCGCCGCCAAAUGGCUAAAACCCGCCCCCCAGAAUCAGACCUCAAGACAUGUUAAGAUCAACAUGUAUGAAAAUUGGUACGCAUGUGUAUCAUGAUGGGACAAGCAGAAAAGCCUCUUGGACCCAUACCCCAAACUAAACAGGAAUUCAGCCAUUUUGGAUUAAGAAGCCAUUUUUGGCGAUUUGCAACUGUUGUAUUUGGACGAACUCCUCCUGGGGAAUUUAUCGGAUCGACUUCAGAUUUGGACACACCCAUUUAAAGACAUUUACGAUUAAAAGUGGCCCUGAAGGCAACAUGGUUUGACUUAAUUCAAUUCUUGUUUUUGGAACAAUUGAGGAUGGCAUGAAGAAUAACAGGUGUAACAGCCUGAUCAAAUGGGGGUGAGUUCUUCUCUAUACAUGCCAGAGCUGUGUAUUAUUAGUAUGUUUUUACCACAUCCAAAUGGGUUUGCACCCUCAGGCACCUAGCAUUUCCUGCACGAGAACCUUGCCAUCACCUUUUUUAGCUGCAUGGGAAAUUUACAUUUAUGAGCUUUGACAAAUAUUAUCAGUAACCUCUCAGACCAACAGUUCAUGUUGAGAUUCUGAACAAUAAGCUGCUGAAAAAAGUUAGUGAUCAGCACACAACAUCUCAUCUCAUCUUCAUCUUCAUCCGCUUAUCCGGGAUC
Molecule: messenger RNA, 2297 nt
Organism: Morone saxatilis (striped sea-bass)
Lineage: Eukaryota; Metazoa; Chordata; Actinopteri; Moronidae
Gene: fhl5
Product: four and a half LIM domains 5
Exons: 6
Coding region: 153-998 (281 amino acids)
Cellular component (GO): Z disc; nucleus
Molecular function (GO): transcription coregulator activity
Source: RefSeq, a predicted model, not a curated record